Abrus precatorius (Indian licorice) is the source of this 4468-nucleotide messenger RNA. Its product is annotated as putative E3 ubiquitin-protein ligase LIN-1. Bases 213 to 4142 code for a protein of 1309 amino acids. Gene Ontology annotation, molecular function: protein binding. NCBI's taxonomy places the organism in Eukaryota, Viridiplantae, Streptophyta, Magnoliopsida, Fabales, Fabaceae. The record is from RefSeq and is a predicted model, not a curated record. The transcript is spliced from 17 exons.
UCUGAAAGCAAUAGAAGAUUAAAGGGGCCAAUUAAAUUUGGAAUCUUGCUGAAAAACAGUCACGGGAGGAAACAGCUACAAGGUGCAAAACCUCUACUCAUAUAGAGAACUUGCAUUAACUCCUAUCUCUUAUUCAACACCAAAGUACUCAACUCAAUAAUAAUCACAAGACUCCCAUUUCCUCCUAAUUGACAUCAUCUCAAGACUAUGAGAUGAUGGACCUCAAAUACAUGUGGGUGCUUGUUUCAAUCAACAGGUUCAUUCUUGACACCUUGGAAAAUGAAAAAACAAGGAGUGCUCUAAAAUUGAGAUGCACCUCCAAGUUAAGGAUUCAAAAGCAGGAGUUUUUUGAGUUCUCUGAGCAAUCAGUGUUGUCUAAUCUUUACUGGGGUGUUGAUAGCAUUGAGGCUGCAAUUCAAGCACAACAGCCGGAAGAAAGAUCUUUUAGGCUAAUGAAUUCAGAACAAAUGCUUCAGGUUCCAGCAAUGCUUGAUGAAGAAGAGGUCACAGCCACAAUUCCAAACCGUUACUUGGUGUGCUGCUCCUACUUUUAUCUCUCAGUGGUGAGGAAACUUCAGGGUGAUGAAUGGCAAGCAGCACUGCAUUUUCUACAAGCAGUGUUGGUCUCUCCAAAACUUGUUUGGACUGAAUUUGCAUCGGAACUCUGUGAGAGUCUUUUCCCACUAUCAAACAUACCCAAAAGGCAAGAAAACAAUGGCCAUAGAAGUUUGGAAUUUGAUUCUUCCAGGACUUCUGAAGAUGAAAUCAAUGAAGCAGUUAGGGAGAUGGCAAGGAGGUACAAGGAAUGUUUGGUCUAUUACCAGGUCAUGCUUUAUGGAGAGACUCCAUGGUGGCGCAGUUAUUGCAGCAAACAACAAUCAGAAUGUUCUAUGGAUGUACCAAAUACCAGCUAUGUAUCUUCAGCUUCAGUUCAACAUGAACCAAGAUUAACAACUUGCAAUAUGUAUGAAAAGGUUCAUCCACUUGAUCCUCAAGAUGUGAGGCAUACAAUGGAACAAGAAUCUAAACAAUUCAUGGAUGUUGCUGAAUAUGAUCACAAGAAAGCCCUCAAACAAUUUAAUUCAUUUAAGUAUCGUAGCAUAGAGGACCAAACAAUUUCAAGCAUCAAAUGCUUUGAGGAUAUGUUGAAAGAAGCACACACUAAAACACCAGCAUUAUUGGAUGCAUGCUAUGAGGAUUUUAGAGACAAAAGGGACCUGGAAAAUGUGGAUGACCGAAAUUUUCCAAUAAGAACAACAAUAACAAAAGCAGAUGAUUUACCACCAUUAUAUGACCGGAAACUACAUCAACACUCUGGUUUGACUCAAGCUCCUCAUUAUCCAAUGCAAGAACAGUCAUUGGAUAAGAGAAACAUAAUUAAGAUUGAUUCUAGCAGAUUUGACAGGUCCAUAGAAGAUGUUACUUUAUCUAUCUCAAAAUACAGAGAUAAAACAAUAAAUACUUAUUUAAAUUGUCAUGUAGAGGAUGAAUUCAUUGACGAAGUAGGGCAGCCACUAAAAUUGCAUCUCUUUGAUCAUGUAACCUUUACAUCUACUUGCAAACAUAAACCAAGCCAGAAAAAUCAUGAAGAAAGCUCUGAGAUGAAAUCAUUGUAUAGCCUAGGAAACUUUGAUGAAGUUUGUUCAAAUUCCAGAAGAUAUUCCCUGCAGGACCGUUCAGGAAUGACUGAAAGGAGAAUUCAAGAACUACAAUAUUCAGAGGCAUUAGGAAAAUGUGAUGAAGAAUAUACUGUAGACAUUGCAUCCAUUUAUGAGAGUUUGAUUAGUUCAUCAGGUGCUACUUAUGCUUCCUUGAAGGAUGUGAUUUUGGAUGAACUGUUAAUAGUUAUCUCUACUUCUAAAGAGGAAAGAAAAAUAAGGGCCUCAGUAUCUAUUCUGACUACAAUAAUUUCAAGGAACAAGUCAAUUAUAGAAGAUGUCAAGAAGAAAGGUUUGAGGUUGUGUGAUCUGGCAAGUGCUCUUAAACAAAAUGUCCAUGAAGCUGCAAUUCUAAUAUAUUUAAUAAAUCCAUCACCUAUAGAUAUAAAAACAUUGGAACUUCUGCCAAUAUUAGUGGAGAUUGUGUGCACUUCAAAUAGUUACAAGAAUAAGCCAGAGUCACUUCUUCUGACACCUCAUGCCGCAUCAUUGAUGAUCAUUGAAGAACUAGUAACUUCUUUUGACUAUGCCACAAAUAACAUGCAUUUGGCCACAAUCAGUUCUCCUCACGUUCUCAGUGGACUUCUAGAAGUUGCCAGAAAUGAUAAUCUAGACGAAUUUUUCUCUUUGACCACCAUUCUUAUAAAAUGCAUACAGUUUGAUGCACAGUGCAGAAAGUAUGUGUCACAAUUCACUCCACUUGCUCCCUUUAUCCACCUUCUGCAGUCAGAAAACACCCGUGCCAAAUGCAUGGCUCUUGAAUUUUUUCAUGAAAUCCUUUGCAUACCACGAUCAUCAGCUAUUAAUCUGCUGCAGCGUAUACAGCAAGAAAAAAGCAUAAAUAUUAUGCAGAUACUAAUGCAUUGUGCCUAUCAAUUACAACCUGAUCACCAGCUUUUAGCAGUAAACAUUUUGCUUCAGUUAGACACAAUGAACUCAUCUGAUAAAAGCUUGUUCAGAGAAGAAGCAGUGCAGAUCCUUCUCAGGGCAAUGGCAUCUCAAGAAAGCUCAGAGCAGAUAUUAUCUGCAUCAAUUCUAUCAAAUCUUGCUGGUACAUAUGCUUGGACAGGGGAACCAUAUACAGCUGCAUGGUUGCUGAGAAAAACAGGCUUGACCUCACACUACCACCAGAAUAUGAUAAGAAACUUCAACUGGUUGGAUCAGAGUCUACAGGAUACCAGCAUAGAUUUAUGGUGCAGUAAAAUUGCCAAAUAUAUCAUUAGCAUUGGGGAUUCUGUCUUCCAUGCUUUAGAGAGGGGUCUAAGAAGUAAGAUGAAAAUGGUUUCUAGAGACUGUCUUGUAACCAUUUCAUGGCUUGGAUGUCAAGUAUCAAAAAACCCUGACAGCCUCAGUUAUUCUGCAUCUGAGAGUAUACUGAGUGGAGUUGAGCAAUUUCUACAUCCUGGGGUGGAGUUGGAGGAAAGACUUCUAGCAUGUCUGUGCAUGUUUAAUUAUGCUUCUGGGAAAGGAAAGCAAAAACUAAUGCAUUUCUCAGAAGGAGUAAAGGAAUCAUUGAGACGCCUUUCAAGUAUAAUUUGGAUGGCUGAGGAAUUACACAGAGUAGCCGAUUUCUUGCUGCCAAACAUAUCACGUAUUUCUUGUGUUCACACACAAAUCCUUGAGGCAGGUCGCAGCUUCAGCGUAGCAGUUUGCUCCCUCAUAUACUUCAAGGGGUUGCUGUUCAGUGGAUAUUCAGAUGGAUCAAUAAAGGUUUGGGAUAUUAGGGGACACUCAGCCAGUCUUGUAUGGGACAUUAAAGAGCACAAGAAGUCUGUGACAUGCUUUUCACUUAAUGAACCAUCAGAUAGCCUUUUAAGCGGAUCCGCCGAUAAAACUAUAAGGGUGUGGAAAAUGAUCCAGAGAAAGCUGGAAUGUGUUGAAGUUAUAGUAUUGAAGGAACCAAUUCAUCAUUUACGUGCACAUGGUGAAACAAUUUUUGCAAUUUCUGAAAGCCAGGGACUAAAGCUAAUUAACGAAUCGAGAGUGAUCAGAGAUAUCUUCAAAGGUAAGCAUGUGAAGUGCAUGGCAAUAGCUCAAGGAAAGUUAUAUAUUGGAUGCACAGAUUCGAGUAUACAGGAGUAUUCCACAACACACAACCGUGAACUAGAAAUCAAACCACCUACAAGGAGUUGGAGGAAGCGAAGUAAGCCCAUCAAUGCAGUUGUAGCACAUAGAGACUGGCUCUAUAGUGCAAGUAAGCAUGUUGAAGGCACAACAUUCAAGGAGUGGAAAAGAGCUAGGAAACCCAAAGUCUCAAUCCUCACUGACAAAGGAGAUAACGUGGUGGCCUUGGAAGUGGUUGAAGACUUCUUGUACCAAAUCUCCAGCUCAUCACCGAAUAACAUUCAGAUCUGGUUGAGAGGAGCACCAAAAAAGUUAGGAAGAAUAUCGGCUGGAAGCAAGAUAACAAGCAUCCUCGCAGCCAAUGACAUCAUUUUUUGUGGUACUGAAAUGGGACUAAUCAAGGGUUGGAUCCCUCUGUAGGAAGAGCAACUUGCUGUUUGUACAUACAUAUCCUUUCAAGUUCAACACUUUGGCCAACUAGUACAACAAAGUGCCUGUCUUGCAGUCAUGUGAUGCCAUUGCCAAACCUCAAUGUGAAGGCUCAAAAGGCUGCAAUAAAUUCACCUGCCAAAGGCUUAAGUACAAACUUUACAUCAAGAAUUACUAUAGUACAUAUGUAAAAAUAUACAUUUUGAGUGAAAACCAAUGUGAAUAGUCGUUGUCUUUAAUGUACAGGAAAUAUUGUAUAUCAAAUACCAAGGUGUUAUUCCCUUCAACCAUGAUUUUGCAAAUUUAUAGCAAGAUAU